AUUUCAAUCAAUUCAAAAUUAAGCCCAUGAAUCUUAUUCCAAUAAAUAAUUCAUGGGUAGCUCAAGAUACCCGCUUGAGGAAAUGAUUGAUAUAUCAAUCUAUAUUUAUGAUAUGUAUGAUAUAGAGUAGGAACAGAUAUAUAUGUACGAUAUUAAUAUUUAUUAUAUUACGUAUUACACUACGGAAUUGUAAAAAAAAGGGGGAGAUUCCCAAUUUUUCCUAAGAUCCCCCUUUUUUCCUAUUCAUGUCAUACAUCGCCUUUAUUUGCCCAGUCAAUUACGAAGAUUCAUAAUUUGGAUAAUAAAUAAUUGUUAUCCGUUUGGGACGCGCGACGAAACAACAAGAACUAUGUUCUGCGGAACCGUUGCUAUUUCAUUCCAUUCUAUUCAACAAUUGACCAAAAUUGGAAUUAAGAGGAGUUGGAUCAAUCAAUCAAAUCUUGAUAUGGGAUGAUUCGCUUUGAUGAAUCUCUUCGUUUGUAUCCAUGUGAGAUAAUGACAAAGACAAGAAAGAGUUCACGAAUCAGAUGAAAAAUUCAGUAGGUUAGGUGGGCCGAGCUACAUUACAUAUUAUAUGUGAACUCCGGUGUAUGCUUAGAAGGAUGAUUCCAGGGUCCGAUCCGAUUCAAUAGAAAUAAGAUGGCGAUGGUUUACAUUAUGGAAGAAAACAUGUAUAUGUGAUAGUAGAUAUUCAUAUAUAUGGACUACCCAUCUAUAUUAUUUCAUUCCCCAUCAACUUUCUAUUAUAUAGAUAUAGAUUCCACUUUAAUAGAUAUAGAUUCCACUUUAUUUAUAUGGAUUACGAUAUAUAAGCUCUUCCCUUUUUCGUCUGUGACUUUAUUGUAUAUGUGGAUUGAAUAUGAAGUUAAGCCUAUGAAUGCAUAUAGAGAAGAUGAAGGAGGGAGGAAUUGAAAGAGUGGGUUCGGAACAAAGAAAUAGAAGAACUAAUAUGGAUUUUCAAAGACUUGGAUAGUGAAUAAAAACGAGAUAUUGAAGUAGUUCUGAUGAUUCAGUAAUAUCAAAUAUCAUCACAUCACUUCUUAACUCAAAUUGGGUUCGGAGUUCUUAGUUUAGUUGUAUGGAUCUUAGUGAUGGAAUAUGAAAUAAUAAGUAAUGUAACUAAUUAAUAUAUAAUAUAAAUAUAUAACAUUAAUAAUAACAUUAAUUAUAUAUAAGAAUUCAUUGGUUUAUUUGAUUAUAUCAUUAACCAUUUCUUCAUUUUUUGUUGUGAGGAGCUUACCAUGAAUCCCCUAAUUUCUGCUGCUUCCGUUAUUGCUGCUGGAUUGGCCGUAGGACUUGCUUCUAUUGGACCCGGAGUCGGUCAAGGUACUGCUGCGGGCCAAGCCGUAGAAGGUAUUGCUAGACAACCAGAAGCAGAGGGUAAAAUACGAGGUACUUUAUUGCUUAGUCUGGCUUUUAUGGAAGCUUUAACAAUUUACGGGCUGGUCGUGGCAUUAGCACUUUUAUUUGCUAAUCCCUUUGUGUAAUCCUAGAAACGUGAAAAUGUGAAAAAUACGUACUUCUUUUCUUGCUUUGGCCCUGCCACUUCGCUUCUUCAAAUUAUAUCAACUCAACACUUCACUCCUACAAUCACUUCUUCCUUGAUCCAAUACUCCGGGGAAGUACUGAUUUGAGGAAUUAGUGGAUCCGCUUCCGCUCGCUUUCUUCUUUCCCGCCCUUAGUCCAAUGAAUGAGCAUUUUCCCUUUUUUAUUUAUUUUAGGAGGGUAUGUCGCAAUUGACACGAGACUUGGGACUUCAUAAGUGUCUUAUCGGGGAUCUAAAUAAGGAGUGAAGUGAUACAAAAAAGGAAAUCUUUUUUUAUUUUGUUAGUCCUAUUCCUAUCCAUAAGAUAAGAGGAGAGCAUAUGAAAAAUCUAACCGAUUCUUUCGUUUUUUUGGGUCACUGGCCAUCCGCCGGGAGUUUCGGGUUUAAUACCGAUAUUUUAGCAACAAAUCUAAUAAAUCUAAGUGUAGUGCUUGGUGUAUUGAUCUUUUUUGGAAAGGGAGUGUGUGCGAGUUGUGUAUUUCAAGAAUAGGCUGGAACCAACCAGCUGCACUUUAUAUUUUGCUAUUGUAAUCUAAUAAUAGAGAAAGGUGCACGAUCUCAACGAAUUACUUCUGAAUAAAUCAAUAAGUCCUAUGUAAGAACCAUAGCAUUUCGUGACUCGUUGGUAAAUUGGAUUCUCUAUUAACCAAUAAUGUGAGACCAUUUAGUUAACAUGGUUAAAGCUGAACUGUUUGAAGUCUAAGCACAACACGGUACUCUUUCUACCACUGCGUUAGUACAAGAUAAGAUGGUUUCAAAAUGCAUAAAUCAUUUUGUUGGGAAUUUAUUUGAUAUAGAACACUCAUAUCAAUAAAAUGAUUUGAACCAUUGACUGGAAAAACGGGUACCUCGCCCCUUCCUUUUUAUCUAAUGCUGAAUCGACGACCUAUGUGUAUAAAAUGAGAAAGAAUUCUUUUGGAUGUGAAGAAAUAAAAGAAACGACUUUGCUGACAAUUACAAGUUUUUUUGGUCUGGUCAGAAGAGCCCUCCAGAGAUCCUGGGUUUUCUUGUAUCAGUUUUUAUAUCCUGGAAUACGAACAGAGAAGAGAGGGUAGGCUCAUUAAGAAAGAGAUAUGGGAAUGCCCCAUAAGUAUAAGUAAUUUAAUUGAGCGUGAGAGCCAAAUGAAUCGAAAGAUUCAUGUUCGGUUCGGGAAGAGAUCGUGGAAGUUGUGGAAUUGAUGGGGAGAUAAUCUACUUUCAUUAAGUGAUUUAUUAGAUAAUCGAAAGCAGAGGAUUUUGAGUACUAUUCGCAAUUCAGAAGAACUAUGCGGAGGAGCCGUUGAGCAGCUUGAAAAAGCACGGGCUCGCUUACAGAAAGUGGAAAGGGAAGCGGAAGAGUUUCGAGUGAAUGGAUACUCUGAGAUAGAACAAGAAAAGAUAAAUUUGAUUAAUGCCGCUUAUCAGAAUUUGGAACAAUUAGAAAAUUACAAAAACGAAAGCAUUCAUUUCGAACAACAAAGAGCGAUUAAUCAGGUCCAACAACGAGUUUUCCAACAAGCCUUACAAGGGGCUCUAGGAACUCUGAAUAAUUGUUUGAACGGCGAGUUACAUUUACGCACCAUCGGUGCUAAUAUUGGCAUACUUGGGGCCAUGAAAGAAAUAACCGAUUAGUCCUUCUACUAUAGGAUAGGUAUUAUUUUUCUCCUUUUUUGCUUCCUAGAAAGAAUUAAGAGAUACUAAUGGUAACCAUUCGAGCCGAAGAAAUUAGUAAUAUUAUCCGCGAACGGAUUGAGCAAUAUAAUAGAGAAGUAAAGAUUGUGAACACUGGUACCGUACUUCAAGUGGGCGACGGCAUUGCUCGUAUUCAUGGUCUUGAUGAAGUAAUGGCAGGUGAAUUAGUAGAGUUUGAAGAGGGUACGAUAGGUAUUGCUCUGAAUUUGGAAUCCAAUAAUGUUGGCGUUGUAUUAAUGGGUGACGGUUUGAUGAUACAAGAGGGUAGUUCCGUGAAAGCAACAGGACGAAUUGCUCAGAUACCGGUGAGUGAGGCUUAUUUGGGUCGUGUUAUAAAUGCCCUAGCUAAACCUAUUGAUGGGAGGGGUGAAAUUUUAGCUUCUGAAUAUCGGUUAAUUGAGUCUCCCGCUCCAGGUAUUAUUUCGAGACGUUCCGUAUAUGAGCCUCUUCAAACGGGGCUUAUUGCUAUUGAUUCGAUGAUCCCUAUAGGACGCGGUCAGCGAGAAUUAAUUAUUGGGGACAGACAGACCGGUAAAACAGCAGUAGCUACAGAUACUAUUCUCAAUCAAAAAGGUCAAAAUGUAAUAUGCGUUUAUGUAGCUAUUGGUCAAAAAGCAUCUUCCGUGGCUCAGGUAGUGACUACUUUCCAGGAACGGGGAGCAAUGGAAUACACCAUUGUGGUAGCGGAAACAGCGGAUUCGCCUGCUACAUUACAAUACCUCGCUCCUUAUACAGGAGCCGCUCUGGCUGAAUAUUUUAUGUACCGUCAACGACAUACCUUAAUAAUUUAUGAUGAUCUCUCCAAACAAGCACAAUCUUAUCGCCAAAUGUCCCUUCUAUUAAGAAGACCACCUGGUCGCGAAGCUUAUCCAGGAGACGUUUUUUAUUUGCAUUCCCGCCUUUUGGAAAGAGCCGCUAAACUAAGUUCUCGUUUAGGCGAAGGAAGUAUGACUGCUUUACCAAUAGUUGAGACUCAAUCUGGGGACGUUUCGGCUUAUAUUCCCACUAAUGUCAUUUCCAUUACAGAUGGGCAAAUCUUCUUAUCCGCGGAUUUAUUCAAUGCUGGAAUCCGUCCAGCUAUUAAUGUGGGUAUUUCCGUCUCCAGAGUAGGAUCCGCAGCUCAAAUUAAAGCCAUGAAACAAGUAGCCGGCAAAUUAAAAUUAGAAUUGGCUCAAUUUGCAGAGUUAGAAGCCUUUGCGCAAUUCGCUUCCGAUCUAGAUAAAGCUACUCAGAAUCAAUUGGCAAGAGGUCAACGAUUACGGGAGUUGCUCAAACAAUCCCAAUCAUCCCCUCUCGCGGUGGAUGAACAGAUAGUUACUAUUUAUACCGGAACGAAUGGAUAUCUUGAUCAAUUAGAAAUUGGACAGGUAAAGAAAUUUAUUGUUCAGUUACGUACCCAUUUAAGAACAAAUAAGCCUCAGUUACAAGAAAUCAUAUCUUCUACCAAGGUAUUCACCGAGCAAGCGGAAGCCCUUUUGAAAGAGGCUAUUCAGGAGCAGAUGGAACUAUUUCUACUUCAGGAACAAACAUAAAGAAAUUGGUUAUUUCAUUUGGUAGAGUCUCUUAGUACGACAUAAAUUGUUGAGAAAAGAAAUGGCUCUGAUUCGAAUCAUUCCAAAUAUGUUUCUUGGAAUAGCAAUCCAAACAAAAUAGAUGUAAAUAAAUUGCGUCCAAUAGGAUUUGAACCUAUACCAAAGGUUUAGAAGACCUCUGUCCUAUCCAUUAGACAAUGGACGCUUCUCGUCCCGAUUCUCUUCUUUCUGAUUCCUCCUUUCCAUUCCCUGUUUGGAUAAAAACAGAAACAAUCAGAUUGUAUGCGUCUUAGGGAAUAAAGACGCAUAUUAAAAUCAAUGAUGGAUGUAUUAUGAUUCAUAUCGAGCGGGUAGCGGGAAUCGAACCCGCAUCGUUAGCUUGGAAGGCUAGGGGUUAUAGUCGACGUCGAUUCAUCACUAUUAACGUCUCUAAUUCAAAACCGAACAUGAAACUUUGGUUUCAUUCGGCUCCUUUAUGGAAUAAAGGAUAGAUUCCCCGAUUUAGGGCGUAAAGUAACCUAAACGAAAAAAUUGACGAUGUAUGAUAUUAGUAUGGAAAUGGAAAGGUAUGGAAAUCAAAGAAGGAAGUCAUAGCAAAUCGGAAUAAGAAAAAUUCGAUCCAUAACACCUAUGUCAGCUUUUCUGUCUGAAUGUAUCCAAAGCUAUUCGCUUUCUAGAUGAUCCCUCUAGAGGAGGGGUAUUAUAAAAACCCUUCUAGUUACUUCGUUCCCUAUUUCUACUGACAUGAAUCCUUAGGAAAAGAAUCUUAUUUCUACCGAGCUGAAACAAUAUAUGCCGAUGGCCCCGGUAAACCGAAGUCACCGUUUAAUAGCUAUUUGGCUUCAAUCUCCCCUUUACAAAAAUCGAAGAUCUAGUUACGAUUAGAAAUACACUUUUGUAUCUUCAUCCAUGGAUCUUUUACUCAUACUUAUCUAAUUCUAAUUGGAAAACUCAAAAAAUUAUGCUUCGCAAUUCCAUAAUCCCAGUUUUUGGAUGCAAAUCGCGAAAAUUAUAUUCUUCCCCAAUUGUGGCAUUGAUAGGAAAGGGUUAAACCCUUAUAAGAAAUAAAGUUUUUGAUCGGAAUAUGAAUGUAUCAAACCGAAAGAACCCUUAACUAUUUCAGUUGGUAAUAGAACGAAUCACACUUUUACCACUAAACUAUACCCGCUACAUUGUGAUUAUUGUAUAGGAAUGGCCCAUUUGUCGAACAAGGAGAUGAGGCGCGAUCAAGAUAUUGUGAAUAUUAGAGUGCUGACAUGCCCUGUCUCCGGGGAUACUUGAUGAAAUAGGGCAAGAGGAUAAAUAAAAAACCUUUUUGUUUUGCUGUAGAAGUCGUUACUCAGAGGUCCGAUAGAAUCGGCGAGGUUGGAACAGAAAAAUAAGUUUUGUGCAAUAAUAUAUAUAGUUAAGUUAUAGUUUAUAGUUCCAUUUUUUUUUUUGCUCAAGUUUAUUUAAACAAAACAAAGCUUGUCUCUUGAGUACUUGAGGGAACAUACAUACGCUUUUCCCAUUCCAAUAAAAAAAAGCAACGAUGAAUCAAAGGAAAAAUAAGGAAAUAACAAUAUAAUAAAUUUCCUUCAUAUCAUAGAAAUCGAAAUAGCUCUUGUUGCUGCUUCAACUCAAUAACAUAUUGAGUUUUCCAAUUUCUCAUUUUAGGUUAGGUUGAAAAGGGGGGAAUGGCCUGGCCAGUGCCUAGCCAGGCCGGGAGAACAAAAGAAUAACCUUUCGAACGAAAUAAAAUCAAAGAGGGAUCUUUUUUUCCUUUUUUCCUUUAGAGAUACCUGUUUUGAAUGGUUGUAUAAAUAGGAUUUCUUAUAAAAUUCAUAUAUAUCUCUAGAAUAAAGAAAAAGAAAUAUGAAUCUUUACUUCACACGUCGUGUCACAUAUGAAUUAUUCAUUUUUUUUUUUUUCAAUUUGGAGAGAUGGCUGAGUGGACUAAAGCGGCAGAUUGCUAAUCUGUUGUACGAGCUAUUCGUACCGAGGGUUCGAAUCCCUCUCUCUCCGUUUCCUACGCUCACUUGAUAUUUAUCUUUCUCAUUCUAUAAACCCCGAGUCCCUUUGGUUUGGUUGGAUUGAUGAUUUCAUUUAAAUAAAUGAAAUGUAUGGAAUAGAUAAAAUUUUAAGUUAAGAAGAUGGAUUUAGAAACCAAACCAAAAAAGGAAAGAAAAAAUCUAUUAUUCUUUAUUCUUCGCGUCCAGGAUUACGUCCUGGGUCAUUAGACAGGAAUCCGAAGAUGAAGAGCGAAACAAAGAAUAUCACCACCGUAUAAACGAACAGUUUGAGAGUAAGCAUUACAAAUCUCCAAGACCUGUUGGGGGAGAAAAAGGGAAUAGAUUCUCAACCUUUGUACCAUCUCAUUUUUUGAUACCAAGAAACGAAGUGGUUUUUAGAAAAGAAAGGAAUUAACAGGAAUUCAAUUCAUUUGUAUUGUAAUAAAAUAAGGUUCUGAUUCCUUCGUUACCAAAAAAAAGAAUCUCGUCAUACCUACAAUGCGAUUUGUUGAUAUUGCAUUGCGGGGGCUCAGAAUACCGUAUGCGCUCCAUGGAUGGAGGGUCAGAAUGAGGAAAUGAGGUGAUCCGGAUUCACGGAGUCUAUUGAAGAAUGUUCAAUGUUUGAAUCGAGGGUUCUUGUCUUAAUGCACUACUUAUCUCAUCUUUCUUGGUAAAAUUGGUAAAAUAUUUUUUUUUUUUUUUUGAAUAAGUCAUGAAUCUUU
Molecule: messenger RNA, 7462 nt
Organism: Nymphaea colorata (pocket water lily)
Lineage: Eukaryota; Viridiplantae; Streptophyta; Magnoliopsida; Nymphaeales; Nymphaeaceae
Product: ATP synthase subunit alpha, chloroplastic
Exons: 1
Coding region: 3226-4749 (507 amino acids)
Biological process (GO): proton motive force-driven ATP synthesis; proton transmembrane transport
Molecular function (GO): ATP binding; proton-transporting ATP synthase activity, rotational mechanism; ADP binding
Source: RefSeq, a predicted model, not a curated record